This is a messenger RNA of Opisthorchis viverrini, 1595 nucleotides long. RefSeq lists its product as hypothetical. The transcript is spliced from 8 exons. Gene Ontology annotation, cellular component: cytoplasm; nuclear proteasome complex; proteasome regulatory particle, lid subcomplex. Lineage: Eukaryota; Metazoa; Platyhelminthes; Trematoda; Opisthorchiida; Opisthorchiidae. Bases 1 to 1356 code for a protein of 451 amino acids. The record is from RefSeq and is a predicted model, not a curated record.
AUGGGUGAUGGGAGGAUUGAGAAAAUGGAGAUUGAUUUUUCGAGCGCCGUAGACGCCCUAAUACCCACGGUUAAGGCGACUGCAUCAGAGGGAGACACUGAUGGUGCGCUAGAGCAAUGCAUCGCGCUUGAAAAGCAAACUAGAAUGGCAUCUGACGCGAUUUCCACCGGUCGAUUACUAGAGGUUAUGGUGGAACUCCUUGGUGAUGCUGGAAAGUGGGAACAACUUAACAGGCAUUUAGAAGCCAUGACAAAGAAACGAAACCAGCUGAAACAGGCAGUGACGAAAAUGGUCCAGAAAAGCCUACUCUAUCUUGAUAAAACUCCAGACGAAGAGACAAAGCUGUCACUUAUUGCAGCUUUGCGACGUAUAUACGUUGAGGUAGAGCGGGCCCGGUUAACUAGGGAACUCGCGCGAAUUAAGGAAUCUCACGGUAACAUCGAUGAGGCGGCUUCAGUCCUUCAAGAGCUGCAGGUAAAUCGCUCAGUCUUCUCAUCAAAAACCCAGGUCGAAACAUACGGGUCCAUGGAGAAAAAGGAAAAGGUAGAGUUUAUGCUUGAACAGAUACGACUGGGGCUGGCGAAAAAAGAUUACAUCCGAACCCAAAUCAUUAGUAGAAAAAUUUCCCCGAAGUUUUUCAGCGACGAGACUCAUGAACAACUGAAACUGAAAUACUAUCACCUGAUGAUCGAACUCAACUCCCACGAUGAUCAGUACCUGAAUAUCAGCAAGCACUAUUGGGAAGUCUAUAACACAAAGAGCAUACAGGAGGAUGAACAAAAGCGCUAUUUAGCCCUUAAACACGUGGUUGCAUAUUUGCUGCUAGCCACAUUCGACAAUGAGCAGCAUGAUCUUAUGUGCAGACGUAAACUUGUCAAGGAAAUGGAGCGGAUACCGGCUUAUCUCGAGAUGCUCAAGGCUUUCACAACCCCUGAGCUUCUUCGAUGGGAUGAAUUUUGCGCGCGAUAUGAGACUAUUCUUCGCACGGAAACCGAUGUGUUCUCCAAGGAGAAGUCUCCCGAGAAGGCUGAAAAACGAUGGAACGAUCUACACUCACGGUUGAUCGAACGCAAUAUCCGGGUGAUUGCCGGCUACUACACAAAGUUACGUCUUCAGCGUUUGGCUCAGCUGCUUGAUCUGGAUAUUGAACAAGCUGAGAAAUAUUUGUCAGAGUUGGUGGUGGGCAAGACUAUCACAGCAAAGAUCGAUCGAUUGGAAGGAAUAGUCCACUUUACGGUGCCCAAGACGCCUACCGAAAUAUUAAAUGACUGGUCCUAUAAUACUAAAUGCCUGAUGACCCUGAUCAACCAGGCUACUCACCUCAUCAACAAGGAACGUGUACUGCACUCCAUGUGAGACCAUAUCGACGUGUGUUCAUUAUCCCUGUUUGCGCUAUACAGUUCCCUCACUUUUGUUCUUUUUUUCUUCGAAUCGCAGCUUUAGUGUGUAUUUCUCAUAUGCGUAAUGCCGUCCAGUGACCCGUAUUUUUUGCUUAGUUCGUUGUUGCAAUGAAGAAUCUAGUGAACUCGGUUAAUUUUUAAUAGUCACGUUGAAAGUACAGCAUAAAAAAACUGACAAGGGAGGAAGCAACCUCC